AUGGCAGGAAUUCAGUCCCGAUCGGCCAUGGCAGCUCCUUUUUCCCUCUCCACAGCCUUUCGCAGCCUGUCACUCUCGACACCGAAGCGCUGCUUCUCGACUACGUUGACCGCGCAAUCCGACAAGAAACUCCCGGAAGAUGUCCCAGCCUACCCCUACGGUCCCAGGCAAUGGUACAAACAAGCCGACACCGGUCUCUAUGGAGGCUCAGUGAUUCGUUUCGGCAACAAGAUCUCUCGAGGCCGAAAUGAAGGCAAGACACGACGAAGCUGGAAGCCCAAUGUGCGACGCAAGAAGCUUUGGAGUGAGGCUCUGCAAGAACACCUCUUCAUCAAAAUUACUCGCCGAGCCCUGCGGACAAUCUAUAAGGAAGGUGGGGUCGACAAAUACCUCAUGGGCAACAGCCCAGCUCGUAUCAAGGAGCUCGGCGUGUUCGGAUGGGAGCUGCGACACAAGGUCAUGCAAAGUCCUGCAAUCCAGGAAGAAUUCCGGCAGCAACGAGAGAAAUACGGUCUUCCGGAGCCUGUAUCAUUUGAGGAGUUCCUUGAGUCCAAGAAAGAUGAGAUUGAAGCCAAGGUCGAAGAGAGACUCAACAUUAAAGGCCUCACAAAACCCCGUGGAAAGGGGAAGGGUGAUCCUCAGCGUGUCCGUACAGGCGUACAUCAAAGUGAGGCUGUCAAGUCGGCCUGA
Molecule: messenger RNA, 690 nt
Organism: Penicillium macrosclerotiorum
Lineage: Eukaryota; Fungi; Ascomycota; Eurotiomycetes; Eurotiales; Aspergillaceae
Product: mitochondrial 54S ribosomal protein bL28m
Exons: 1
Coding region: 1-690 (229 amino acids)
Cellular component (GO): mitochondrial large ribosomal subunit
Molecular function (GO): structural constituent of ribosome
Source: RefSeq, a predicted model, not a curated record